This is a messenger RNA of Tripterygium wilfordii, 1435 nucleotides long. Its product is annotated as la-related protein 6A-like. Bases 16 to 1260 code for a protein of 414 amino acids. Gene Ontology annotation, molecular function: mRNA binding. Gene Ontology annotation, cellular component: nucleus. Lineage: Eukaryota; Viridiplantae; Streptophyta; Magnoliopsida; Celastrales; Celastraceae. Gene Ontology annotation, biological process: RNA processing. The record is from RefSeq and is a predicted model, not a curated record. The transcript has 11 exons.
GUCGGAUUGACCGAAAUGUCCCUGCGGUGGGUAGGAGGUUCAAUAAAAGAGGGCCGAGAAGAAGCGACUACAGAGCAGGAGAGGAAUGGGCGGGAGGGUUUUUCCAAGUUUCCGUAUUUCUUUGUGAAAACUCUUUCUUCCCUUCUCUCCUCUCCUCUCUUAAUGGAGGACCAAGCUGGACCGGCCGUCGCCACUGCUGUUGCGGUAUCUUUGUCUCCGUCGCCGCAGGAUCCCGACUCCACAACCGUUGAAUCCUCGAAUCUGGAAGUCGUGGACGUUCAUCCUCAGCCGUCUGAUGACGAUCUGGAGCACGAUCAAGAUAACGAUCACGGUGGCGAUGGAGACAAGUCUACUGCGACUGGUGAUCCAGCAGAUGAUCUCAAGCGUAAGAUUAUCAAGCAGGUGGAAUACUACUUUAGUGAUGAGAAUUUGCCAACUGACAAAUACCUGUUGAGUUUCAUUAAGAAGAAUAAAGAUGGUUUUGUUCCAAUUUCAGUUAUAGCUUCAUUCCGGAAAAUGAAAAAGCUCUCUCAAGAUUAUUUUUUGAUUACGGCUGCACUCAGGGAGUCUUCCCUCCUUGUUGUAAGUUCAGAUGCGAAGAAGGUGAAACGCAUUCAUCCUCUUCAUUUCAACGAGGCCAGAGAUCCUAAGUUUUGCACUGUUUUGGUAGAGAAUCUCCCAGAGGAUCAUUCAGUGGAGAGCAUUCAGAGAAUUUUUGGUGAAGUGGGAAAUAUAAAGAGUAUAAGCAUUCGUGACUUAAAUGUUUCAGAAGAUCAGAAAAAGAUGGUUAGUCGCAAGCUACAUGCACUCGUGGAGUAUGAAACUUUAGAGGCUGCUGAGAAAGCUGUGGCUACUCUGACUAAUGAAGAUGACUGGAGAAACGGCAUGCGUGUCAAGCUUUACAAGAUAAUGGGAAAAAAUGCCCACAGAAAACAAGCUUGGAGAGGAUCUGACUCUCAGAAAAACAGCACUGCUCAUGCUACUGGAGAUGAGGAGAAUCAUAACUUGAGCGAGCAUCAUGAUGAUUCACCUGAUGAAGAGGACAGAGAACAAUUACCCAAGGAGAAAAAUGGACAGAAAGGUCGAUAUCGAGGACGAUCGAAGAACAAAUAUCAUGGCACUAACGGGGCUGGUCAUGGGACUACACAUUACAGUCAUGCUGUUGAAGCCUCGAAGCCACCUCCAGGCCCAAGAAUGCCUGAUGGAACCAGGGGAUUCGCGUUGGGGAGAGGCCGACCUGUUGUAUCAAAUCAAAGUUAGCGGCAAUGUACAGCUGUGUUUAUAGAUUUAGUAAUGUGGGAGUUUAAGGUGGGUUACCGUAUUUAUUCUGCUACGGAAUCUCCAGUGGGUGGGUUUAGAUUUUGCGACGCUGUUAGCUUUCAUGGCUCCAGUCCAGCGUUCCAUGUGUAACAAGGAUUGCAGCAAUCACAACGAG